Molecule: messenger RNA, 422 nt
Organism: Salvelinus sp. IW2-2015
Lineage: Eukaryota; Metazoa; Chordata; Actinopteri; Salmoniformes; Salmonidae
Source: RefSeq, a predicted model, not a curated record
GCGGAUGAUCUAGUCAGUAUUACAAGAGGUAUAUUCUCUCUCUGCAGRUCUUCAGUCAGCUGCCUGUUMAGAAGUUGUCUGGAUAUUCACACAGAGUARAAGACUUUGACCCCUACCCAUGCCUACYAUUUCCUCCAAUYAUUGAAGAGGAGAUGGAGGUGCCCCCUCCACCUGYACCUAAACUGGCUGAGGAUUUGGAAGCAACACCCGUACCUGAUAGGAAAAAACGCUCAUUCUGGUUUGGCCCCAACAACGACAAAAACGACGUUUACAACAUCUUUAAAGAAGUUGGAAUCAAGAUCCUGACCAACUCCGACGUGAAAAAGCCUCUUGACUGUAACCCACGCUUUUCUAUGGAAUAUGACGAUAUUGUAGACGAUAUUGUAGAAAACGGUAUGAUACGCUAAUGUGURAACCUUUCU